Messenger RNA from Jaculus jaculus (lesser Egyptian jerboa), 5600 nucleotides. It is a transcript of the gene Arnt2, whose product is annotated as aryl hydrocarbon receptor nuclear translocator 2. Gene Ontology annotation, cellular component: cytoplasm; transcription regulator complex; aryl hydrocarbon receptor complex. Gene Ontology annotation, molecular function: DNA-binding transcription factor activity, RNA polymerase II-specific; RNA polymerase II cis-regulatory region sequence-specific DNA binding; protein dimerization activity. The transcript is spliced from 19 exons. The record is from RefSeq and is a predicted model, not a curated record. Gene Ontology annotation, biological process: regulation of transcription by RNA polymerase II. Bases 150 to 2255 code for a protein of 701 amino acids. Lineage: Eukaryota; Metazoa; Chordata; Mammalia; Rodentia; Dipodidae.
GAUCUGUGAUGACAUUUUAUGAGCAGAAUACAAAUGCAGUACGUUUGCUCCCAGAGGUUUCUGACAUUUCUUCUACACGGACAGCGUAUUCUCCUACGGAGGUGUUGGUCACCAGGAAGAAAGAUCUUUGCUCAGUUCUCUGAGAAGAAAUGGCUUCCGACAUACCUGGAUCUGUGACCUUGCCCGUAGCCCCCAUGGCAGCCUCUGGACAGGUGAGGAUGGCCGGUGCCAUGCCUGCCCGAGGAGGAAAGCGGCGUUCCGGAAUGGACUUCGACGAUGAAGAUGGUGAGGGUCCCAGUAAAUUUUCAAGAGAGAACCACAGUGAGAUCGAGCGGCGCAGGCGGAACAAGAUGACACAGUAUAUCACCGAGCUCUCCGACAUGGUCCCCACCUGCAGCGCCCUGGCGCGGAAGCCAGACAAGCUCACCAUCCUCCGCAUGGCCGUCUCGCACAUGAAGUCUAUGAGGGGCACCGGGAACAAGUCCACUGACGGCGCAUACAAGCCUUCCUUCCUCACAGAGCAGGAGCUGAAGCACUUGAUCCUCGAGGCGGCUGACGGGUUUCUGUUCGUGGUGGCGGCUGAGACGGGGCGAGUGAUCUACGUGUCUGACUCUGUCACCCCCGUUCUGAACCAGCCUCAGUCAGAGUGGUUUGGGAGCACCCUCUAUGAACAAGUGCACCCCGACGAUGUGGAGAAGUUGAGAGAACAGCUGUGCACUUCAGAAAACUCCAUGACAGGCCGCAUCCUGGACCUGAAGACGGGGACCGUGAAGAAGGAAGGGCAGCAGUCGUCCAUGCGCAUGUGCAUGGGCUCCCGGCGCUCCUUCAUCUGCAGGAUGAGGUGUGGAAAUGCUCCCUUGGACCAUCUGCCUCUGAACAGAAUAACCACCAUGAGGAAAAGGUUCAGGAAUGGCCUUGGCCCUGUGAAGGAAGGAGAAGCCCAGUAUGCCGUGGUCCACUGCACAGGUUAUAUCAAGGCCUGGCCACCAGCAGGAAUGACGAUACCUGAGGAAGACGCGGAUGUAGGACAAGGCAGUAAAUACUGCCUCGUGGCAAUUGGGAGACUCCAGGUGACCAGCUCUCCUGUAUGCAUGGACAUGAGUGGCAUGUCAGUGCCCACGGAGUUCCUAUCACGACAUAACUCAGACGGGAUCUUCACAUUUGUGGAUCCAAGAUGCAUCAGUGUGAUUGGCUACCAGCCUCAGGACCUUCUGGGAAAGGACCUUUUGGAAUUCUGCCACCCAGAGGAUCAAAGCCACUUGCGGGAGAGCUUCCAGCAGGUGGUGAAGCUGAAAGGCCAGGUGCUGUCCGUCAUGUACCGGUUCCGCACCAAGAACCGGGAGUGGCUGCUGACCCGCACCAGCAGUUUCACCUUCCAGAACCCCUACUCGGACGAGAUCGAGUACGUCAUCUGCACCAACACCAACGUCAAGCAACUUCAGCAGCAGCAGGCGGAACUGGAAGUGCACCAGAGGGAUGGCUUGUCCUCAUAUGACUUAUCUCAGGUCCCUGUCCCCAACCUUCCAGCUGGUGUUCACGAGGCCGGGAAGUCUGUGGAAAAGGCAGAUGCGAUCUUCUCCCAGGAGAGAGACCCCCGCUUUGCUGAGAUGUUCGCAGGCAUCAGUGCAUCGGACAAGAAGAUGAUGAGCUCAGCUUCGGCAGCUGGCACUCAGCAGAUCUACUCCCAAGGAAGCCCGUUCCCCCCUGGGCACUCGGGCAAGGCUUUCAGCUCUUCUGUGGUCCAUGUGCCCGGAGUGAAUGACAUUCAGUCCUCCUCCUCAACCAGCCAAAACAUGUCCCAAAUCUCAAGACAGCUGAACCAGGGCCAAGUGGCAUGGACAGGAACCCGCCCUCCCUUCCCGGGGCAGCCCAGCAAGACACAGUCCUCCGCCUUUGGGAUUGGAUCAAGCCACCCUUACCAGGCCGACCCCUCUUCCUACAGUCCUCUCUCCAGUCCAGCUGCCUCCUCGCCAAGUGGUAAUGCCUACCCCAGCCUCGCCAACAGGACUCCAGGGUUCGCUGAGAGUGGACAAAGUAGCGGGCAGUUCCAGGGCCGGCCCUCGGAAGUCUGGUCACAGUGGCAAAGCCAGCACCACGCCCAGCAGAGCGGUGAGCAGCACUCCCACCAGCAGCCCGGUCAGACUGAAGUGUUCCAGGACAUGCUGCCCAUGCCAGGGGACCCGACACAGGGGACUGGCAACUAUAACAUCGAGGACUUUGCUGACCUGGGCAUGUUCCCACCAUUUUCUGAGUAGCCUGGGGCAGAGCAAGGCUUCUGCUGCCCAGUGCCACCUUGCCGUGGCAUCCAUGCCCAUGUGAUAUGGGGCCCCCUCCACCCAGCUUGCCCUGCUGCAAGACCUCCCCCAAUCUCCCCUCCCUCAACACCACCCCGGGCAUGGCUCUGCUCGGCUCUAACCCUUAGCCCUGGCUUCUCAGCCACUGAUGUUUGGAGAUGGUUGUAUUUAUUGUACUUUAUCUGUGUGCUUCAAAGUGGGCCUGUGGGGUCCUCAAAUUCCAUUGUGAAUACUCUCUCAACAGACAGUUUGCCUCUGGCUACAGCUCAUUUAGCACUCACAGUGGCUGGCAGCAGCCACAGGCCUGCUGGGGCAGAAAGACCAGCUUCUGCAUUUUAUUCUGACUACCUAAGGGUUCAGGGACCUCCGUGGAUCCUGUGUUCUGUCCUGGAGCUAAGGGCACGGGGUACAGGCUAUCUGCUGCUCUUGCUUUAUCUGCCUGGGGACGUCAUGCCGUGGGACAUGUGUGCUUGGUGCAGUAAGACUUGAACUUGUGUCUCUGUGAGUAUGCUGAGGUGUGGCCAGUAAGCUCAAGAACUCAUGUCCACUCAGACACAUCCUGACGGAGAGCUCAGCCCAGGCCUGGGAGCUGGUUCUGACAGGUUGGCCUCCAGGACUAUCCCUAGGAGUCAGGGCUGAGGACCUUCGUGCUUUAUAGAUCAGUUCUUGAAUGCUCUUUCUCCCCUGUUCCUGAUACAUGUUCAGGCUCCUCCUCUUGAAGCAGGCAGCCCUCCCUCAUGCCAGCCCUGAGGGCACUCCUCUUUCCCUCUCUAGGACCUACCACCUGUACCAUGAUUCCCUGUAGGAGGCUGCACCCCCCUUGCCCGCACUCUGGGGGAGAGCUGAGCUCUUCCCUGCCCAGGGCUCGAGGGUGGAGUGAGCGUGUGGGGGAAGGGGCCUGGAGAGCUCUACUCCAUCCUUUCAAAGCUGGGUAUUGAACCACCAUCCUGCCUGACAUCCAGGAAGCUCCCAGUGUUUCUGCAGAACUCACCAGCAAAAAGGACAUGAGACUCGGCCUAAUGCCCUUGGUGCCAUCCUUCCCUUCCCUGCAUCAUCCCUGUCCCCAGACAAAUGGAACCCUAGCCCCAUGGGUUCUAAAUGGCUUUUAACCCUUCUCUGGAGAGUAAUGACACUGUCCAAGGUUCACCCCAGGCUUAGGGCUCCCCCACUGCCCCAUGGGCUUCCUCUGUCGAUUACCUGAUAUCACCCCCAACUCCAUUAGCCUUGAGCUGGCCCCCAACAGUAAGUGUAAUCAUUUCCAAAAAAGAAGAAGAAGAAAGAAAAAAAACAAAGAUAACUUUGGGAGCAAAAACAUGUUUCUCAGUGAAAUGAAACUAGAUGUUUUGUGGCCUUUGGUUCGUGAGUGUAGAGGUUCGGGGGUUGUGUGUUUGUUUUUGCCUUCUGCUUUCUGGAGAGACAGGGAGGGCUUUGCUUAGGUACACACCACAGGGCUGUGAUGCUGUCUUGAAUCCACGGUACCAGAAGAAACAAGAAUUCUUAUAACCACCUUGCAUCUUUUCUCACUUAAGGAGUUUAGGGCAUGGCUGGCUCAGUUCUUGGUCCUGUGGUGGACAAGAAUUCAUGGGUAACUACAAGCCAGACAGAAUAGCAUGCACGAUGGAUAAAUACGCCCACCCCCCUGCCCACCCCAGCCUUGUCUAGGGAACCCAGGUAGGGAGUCGGGCACUAGCUUGAGCUCUGGGAUUUUUCUAAUUGCCCCCUCUGCUUCUUGACUGUGGCCCAUAAGCAAAUGGACUGGAGGAGAUAGAGGAGAAGCCAGGGCUGGGAGAAUCCCUCACCCAUGAGAUUGUCUCAUCAAGGGUAUUUGAAACAGACUAGAGUCCAAAUUAAAGCCGUACAGGGCUCAAUUAUCCUGAUUUGCUAGAGAAAAAAAGAAGAACUUCCCAUGUCUUUCCUUCCCAGCCAUGGAGGUCAGCAUGCUGGUCCUUUGGCCCAUGCUUAGCCAGGUACCUAGCCUCCUGAAGCCAUCUUAGUAGGGUAGGAAAAGGACCAGGCUUCUGGGCUUCGUGCAGACUCAUGCCUCGCCUCUUUACUCCCUGUGGAAGCCAAGCUAGCUCCCCUUAGGCUGAGCAAGCAAGAGAGGGUUGUGCAGGGGCCAACUGAGUUGUUGGCAAGGGCACACAACUAAACUCUAGCAGGAUGGGCCAAGGACCUUAACAGUGGCCAGGGAUAGUUCAGUAACCCUGUCCAUGUGCCAUAUCCCCCCGGUUAGCCUGUGUUCUCGGCUGUGGCUUAAGGGAGAGAGCCAGCCACAAUAGCAGUGGCACCUCUUCCGCCUUCUAACACACCAGCUCAGCCCUUGGUUUGCCAACAGGGACUGUUGCAGGUAGGGGCGGGUCUGAUGACCAGUGGAACUUACGCUGAGGAGCUCACAUCUUCUGUAUCAAUAGAGGAAAAUUAUGUCCCCAGGUUAGCCCCACUGGGAGAUGUCCAGUCCUGCUAGCCACUGCCCUGAGGCCAGGCAGGCCAUGGAAAGUGAGUGAUAGGAUUGAAUCUCAAAGGUAUGGUUUCCUUGAUAGGAGAGCUAUACUGGAAUAGUGACCACUGUACGUGAGCCUGCCUGCUCCAUGACGGCUGCACAAGCAAGAACAAAAUAAUGGCUCUAGAAAGUAACAAGGCAGACUAGAAACCCUCUGCACGUGGGCAUGACAUUGCCAUGCCCUAACUUUCCAGUGCAUUCUCCCCACCCCUACCUAGCCAGUGUGCACUUGUAGCGCCAGCGCCUGAGGAGACAGGGAGGGUCACGGGAGCCCAGGAGUUCGAGACCUGCCUGGCCAGCAUAUAAGACUGAUGGCCAAGAUAAACAUCCCAUGCACCGAGCAGUCGUGAGUACCCUAGUUAUCCUCCUCUUCCUCCAUGGCCUGGAGUCUGGAAUAGCUUGAUGAGGCAUCACACAAGGGCAUGGGCACAGUCCCACACAUGGCAUGUGACGUCUUGUGGCCCGAGCUGGGUGUAUACCAAGCGGGCAGCAAGACCUGUGGGCACUGGUGGAGGCAAAUGGAAGUUUUGCAGGCUGUGCAGGGGUCGGCAGCUUGCUUUGCCCAACCAUCUGGCUCCUUAAAAGUACAGAAAGUCCACAAAUGGAUUUCUGUGGACAGCAAGCACUUAACUCAUCUCUCUUCUAGCCUUUCUUCUUAUGAAUGUGAACUGUGCUGUGGGUAAACAUUUGUAUUUCUUGACAGUUCUGUAUGACUAACAGGUAUUAAGUCACUGUGUAUAUGUGUAACUAAUGUAACUGCCUUUUGAAUUUUCAUUACAAUAAAAUGACUUUGUUCUGAACCGCGA